AUGCCCACGCUAGAGCAAUCGGUAUCUCCUGAACUGAAUAUUCAGAAACAUCAAAAAAACAAAUUCCGAAACAAUGUUCAUGAAGAGGUUCGUCCUCAUUCAACGACAGAGACUGAGAUCUCAUCAAGCCCUCAUCACUCCAUUAAAGAAAUUAUAAAUCCAACCUUGAGGGAAGCCCUAGAAGCUUUAACUUUGAAUUUACAAACUUUUAUGAAAUACAUCGAUUAUCAUGAAAAAAAGAAUGGUCAUCAAACAAUUUUUGGAAUGUCAACCUCUCUUAAUACCGUAUCAACCAGCAAUAGCAUCUCACUUUCGAUGGGAAACAUUGAUAAAACGAAUGCUGUAUCAUCUUCAAUCAACUAUGAAUAUCUUCAAAUUGAUCCUCAAUGUAUUGGUGACGACGAGAUUAUUCUAACAGAAAAAGAAUACAAACAAUUAGAGGAAAUAUAUUUUAAUCCAAUCAAGUAUCUCUCAGAAACUUUGAAAAUAUUGAAUGAAAGGAAUGUUCACGAAGAGGAAUAUCGAGAACAUUCUCAUUUUGAGGCAGGUGUCAAUAGUGACGAAUUGGAAAAUAAUCGAACCACAUCAAACACUUCGAACCUUCUUCCGACUCCUCUAAUAAUCAAAGGAAGAGCUCGAAAACGAACCUACCACUAA
This is a messenger RNA of Naegleria fowleri, 657 nucleotides long. RefSeq lists its product as uncharacterized. The record is from RefSeq and is a predicted model, not a curated record. The coding region runs from base 1 to 657 and encodes 218 amino acids. NCBI's taxonomy places the organism in Eukaryota, Heterolobosea, Eutetramitea, Acrasida, Naegleriidae. The transcript has a single exon.